Messenger RNA from Pocillopora verrucosa, 1555 nucleotides. RefSeq names its product pre-mRNA-splicing regulator WTAP. The record is from RefSeq and is a predicted model, not a curated record. Gene Ontology annotation, cellular component: nucleus. Gene Ontology annotation, biological process: regulation of alternative mRNA splicing, via spliceosome. NCBI's taxonomy places the organism in Eukaryota, Metazoa, Cnidaria, Anthozoa, Scleractinia, Pocilloporidae.
UGCAUAUGGCGAUUUUUGUCAUGACGGUGGAACUUCGACGAAAAAACUAGCUGAAAUUUCCCUCUUAAAAUGGCAGAAAAUGAAGAAGGAAACAAGCGAAAAAGUGACGAGGAACUGGAUGUCAGCGAGAUUGCUCCAAAACGAGCGCGGCUAGAUGUGCAGGAUCUAAAGGACCUGUCGAAAGAAGACAUUUUGGAAAGGGUGAAGGAGUUGGUUGAUUAUGUUGAUGAGCUGGAAAAGAAGCAAAAUGGAGAACAAGCAAGUAAAGAACUUGCUGGGCUCUUGGAGACAGGAGAGAAGCUUAAACAACAGCAGCAAGAAUCCACAAGGCGUGAGAAUGUGUUAGUGAUGAGGCUGGCCACAAAGGAACAAGAAAUGCAAGACCUACUGACGCAAAUCCACGAUUUAAAACAAGCUCAAAAUCCAUCCUCGAUCCAGCUUCGCUCCACCCUACUUGAUCCCGCGGUUAAUUUGUUGUUUCAACGAAUGAAAACGGACUUGGACUCUGAAAAAGAGAAACUGGAACAAGCUCAGAACGACCUGAAUGCGUGGAAGUUUACCCCUGACAGUGUCACGGGAAAGAAACUGAUGGCAAAAUGCCGCAUGCUGAUUCAGGAAAACCAGGAGCUUGGUAGCAAGUUAUCUCAGGGAAGAGUGGCGCAACUGGAAGCUGAACUUGCUCUUCAGAAGAAAUACAGCGACGAGUUAAAAGGCAGUCAGGAUGAGUUGAAUGACUUCGUCAUCCAGUUAGAUGAGGAAGUUGAAGGCAUGCAGUCAACCAUCUUAACACUUCAGCAUCAAUUAAAAGACUGCAAACAGCUAUUAUCUCAAUCACAGGAGAACGUGAAGACUUACGAAGAUAAACUAAAGACCUCAGAAAAGUUGCUCGCUGAAAUGCGACAGCAAAACUCGCCUGUCAGCGUCAAGUUAGAGGACCAAGAUGAGCAUGUGCAAGCGCAGGCGCAAACGCAAGGGCAAACGCAGUCAUCGCAGGCGCAUUCUUGGACCGAUAGCGCUGAAUGCGCGACAGGCGAUACAACAUCCCCGGUUGCCGCGAAAAGCGAAGAAAGCAAAGAAAGCGAAGAAAGGAUACUGCUUAGCGCAUCAGUAACUGUCCCGGCUAUGAAACCCGCGAGCGUUCCCUCUGCGUUUUCUAUCAGCCAGUUAUUGGCAACUGACUCGAACCCUGGGAAGGAGAAUAAAACCGAGCAUGCGCAAGACAAUUUAGAGAACGGCGGGAGUAACCAUGAAAGCUCGCCAUCUGAACCUAUUGACAUGGGCGAGUCCCCUCUUGUCGCGGCAAUGGGAGUGGUGGAAAGAAUUGGGAGUGAGCCAAACACUUUCAAUGGGGAGGUGACGGGUUAAAUUGCGCUUUCCUAUCCCGUAUUACCCUCCAUUAGUCUAAGUUUUAGCCCCACCCCUACCCCACCCCAACAUUAGUAGACAGUCAUCGUUCAUCUUCUGAUGUGCAUAAAGGCGCAUGAGAAGCAGGUCUUUCUUAUAGGACGUUUUGAUGUCGUAAAUUAUUAAUAAAUAUGUCUUCUUUUUUGCAUCA